Messenger RNA from Dracunculus medinensis (Guinea worm), 888 nucleotides. The record is from the annotation of a GenBank genome assembly. Lineage: Eukaryota; Metazoa; Nematoda; Chromadorea; Rhabditida; Dracunculidae.
AUGGGAUCACUCUCACCAGAAUUGUUUGGAAAUCACAUGAUCACGAUUUUUGGUGAUAGUCUAUCUCAUACUUAUCUAGGACGAGCUCAAUGCUUUUCCGUUAGCGAUGUUUUUCUACCAAAAAUGGAUUCAAUUAAUGCAUUGCUUCAUUUCGCAACAACUUUACCUACAAAGACAAAGAUAACUUCUUUAUCAGUUUGCAACCCGUUUUAUGCUAAUGGAUUCCUUUAUUUUAUUGACCGGAUGAAUCCGAAACAAGCGUUUGUUUUUAAAACAUUUCCGGAUCCAGAACGAGGAUUUAUUGCUUCUUUUCAAACCAGAAUUGCUCGAUCCGGAAUUAUUACAAAAUGCUCAGUGAAAAAAGCAGCGAUUGAUGGUUCAUCCGGUAUGCCAUAUGUUGGUGAUGAAAUUAUAUGGAGUAAUGUUCAAAUGUUCAACAACAGUGCAUUUUUCCUUGUACAAGAUCUAAAAAUUAACACUUGUGUGCUGUGGCGUAUUCAAUUGGAUUCAUCAACUGCAGAAGGAAAUUCGAAAGAUUACGAAUUGAAUGAAAUCCACAGUGAUAAAAAAGCCAAAUCAAAUGAUAAAUUCCAACAUUGUCCAGCUAUUGAUACCAAUGAUUCGAACUCAUUCAGCUAUAGCAAACUUUCUCUUAAAAAUAACUCAAAACGCAAAUUCUCUAACUCUCUAAAAUGGCAAAAAAUUCAAGAAUUUCAUGUUUCAAUGUUCAAACUAUUCGACAAUAGUGCAUUACAUUUUAACGUAAAAGAGAAUUACGCAUCUGUUAAAGGUCUUAAAAUUGACUGUAAUGGAAAAACACUUGGCCAUUGUUUCAUUGCCUUCCAUGUUCAAUAUAAUUUCGAAAAUGGAAUUCCUUCAGUCGCUUAG